Molecule: messenger RNA, 1463 nt
Organism: Otolemur garnettii (small-eared galago)
Lineage: Eukaryota; Metazoa; Chordata; Mammalia; Primates; Galagidae
Gene: SLC14A1
Product: solute carrier family 14 member 1 (Kidd blood group)
Exons: 8
Coding region: 16-1170 (384 amino acids)
Biological process (GO): urea transmembrane transport
Cellular component (GO): membrane
Molecular function (GO): urea transmembrane transporter activity
Source: RefSeq, a predicted model, not a curated record
GAGGAAGAGGUAGCCAUGGAGAACAGACCCUCUAUGGUGAAAGUGGACAGGGGUGAGAACCAGAUCUCACCAUGUCGAGCGAGAAGGUGCUUCCCCAAGGCUCUGGGCUAUAUUACCGGAGAUAUGAAGGAAUUCUCCAACUGGUUUAAAGACAAGCCUGUGAUCCUCCAGUUUGUCGACUGGAUUCUUCGGGGCAUAUCCCAGGUGGUGUUUAUCAAUAACCCCAUUAGUGGGAUACUGAUUGUGGUGGGACUCCUGGUCCAGAACCCCUGGUGGGCUCUCACUGGCUGUUUGGCAACAGUGGUCUCCACCCUAAUGGCCAUCUUGCUCGACCAGGACAGGUCAGCAAUCGCAGCUGGGCUCCAGGGCUACAAUGCCACCCUGCUGGGAAUACUCAUGGCUGUCUUUUCAGACAUAGGAGACUAUUUCUGGUGGCUGUUACUCCCCAUAAUUUCUAUGUCCAUGACUUGUCCAGUUUUCUCAAGUGCAUUGAACUCUGUGCUGGGCAAAUGGGACCUCCCUGUCUUCACGCUCCCUUUCAACAUGGCAUUGUCCAUGUACCUUUCGGCCACAGGACAUCACAAUCCAUUCUUUCCAGGCAAACUGUUCACACCUGUAAGCGCCAUUCCAAAUGUCACCUGGUCUGAUCUCCAAGCCCUGGAGUUAUUGAAAGCUGUGCCAGUGGGGGUUGGUCAGAUAUUUGGCUGUGACAACCCGUGGACUGGGGGCAUUUUCCUAAUUGCCAUCCUAGUCUGCUCCCCGCUCAUGUGCCUACAUGCUACAAUCGGGUCGCUGAUGGGCAUAGUGGCAGGACUCAGUCUUUCAGCUCCAUUUGAAGACAUCUAUUUUGGACUCUGGGGUUUCAACAGCUCUCUGGCCUGCAUUGCAAUAGGAGGAAUGUUCAUGGCACUCACUUGGCAAACCCACCUCCUGGCUCUUGGCUGCGCCCUGUUUACUGCCUACCUGGGAGUCAGCAUGGCAAACCUUAUGGCUAUGGUUGGACUGCCAGCUUGUACCUGGCCCUUCUGUUGGGCAACACUACUUUUCCUCUUGAUAACCACAAAAAACCCCAACAUCUACAAGAUGCCUCUCAGUAAAGUCACCUAUCCUGAAGAAAACCGCAUCUUCUACCUACAAGCCAGGAAAAGGACGGCUGAAAGCCCUUUGUGAGAACAACCUUUAUCCACAGCCAUGGUCAUGAGUCAUUUCUGACUGACUGCUCCAGUUGACUUCCAGGGUCUUGGCAAACUGUUUUUCACUAGUAACAACUUUCAUACUAACCCAUCGACAAUCUGUUCUUAUGCUUAUUUUAUGUUUUUCUUUUUGCCUCCAGGAAUAUCCUCAAGCCCUUGGGAGCCACAUCUAGGUGAUGUGCUCGGGAAUGGAAUGUUAAACCCUAGUGUGGGGGUUGGCACUAAGACUGUAAUGUACAUAAAGUCAAAAUGCUCUAACAAAAAAAGGAA